Manduca sexta (tobacco hornworm) is the source of this 4161-nucleotide messenger RNA. RefSeq names its product MAU2 chromatid cohesion factor homolog (gene Mau2). Gene Ontology annotation, biological process: mitotic sister chromatid cohesion; maintenance of mitotic sister chromatid cohesion. The transcript is spliced from 12 exons. Gene Ontology annotation, cellular component: chromatin; SMC loading complex. Lineage: Eukaryota; Metazoa; Arthropoda; Insecta; Lepidoptera; Sphingidae. The coding region runs from base 33 to 1883 and encodes 616 amino acids. Gene Ontology annotation, molecular function: protein binding; double-stranded DNA binding. The record is from RefSeq and is a predicted model, not a curated record.
CAACACUGUUCCCUCCAAGCAGAAAUGUCAAAAUGGCGUCACCGCAGGACUGUUUGUAUAUUUCUCUACUUGGUUUAGCGGAACAUUUCCGCACAUCGAAUCCUCCUGACAUAAAAAGUUGUAUCCAGUGUCUACAAGCUGUAUUUAAUUUCAAACCACCAGCGAGAGUGGAGGCCAGAACUCAUUUACAACUUGGUAAUAUUCUCUUGACGCACACCAAAAACAUCGACUUGGCGAGAACGCAUUUAGAGCAAAGUUGGUGCCUGUCGCAGACGACGAAUGCGUUGGACGACUUUAAGUUCGAGGCGGCGAGCGUCCUGGCUGAACUUUUUGAGCAGCAGGGCCAACCAACACACUCAAAGCCUAUCUUGAGGAAAGCUAUUGAGUUGUCACAACACAGUGUUUACUGGCACUGUAGGCUUAUAUUCCAAUUGGCACAAAUCCAUGCAACAGAACGGGAAUAUGAAGUUGCAAGUAGUUUACUCGGAGUUGGUGUUGAUUACGCUCAAAUAUCAAAUGCGGCGUAUACCCGCGUGUUGUUCUUACUAAGUAGAGUAAUGUUAUUGUUAAUAGAUAAAAAAAUACAAGAAGUGUUACCAUUGUUAAACCAGGCCGGACACCUAGUAGACUCAUGGACGGGGAGUCCACAUCAAAAGGAGUACCUUAAAGUGUUCUUUCUUGUUUUGCAGGUAUGUCACUAUUUAAUGGCAGGACAAGUGAAAAGUGUGAAGCCAUGCUUGAAACAGUUGCAACAGAGUAUACAGACGAUCAUGGCGCCAACGUGGCCAGAUGACGAUGCUGUGUGCGGCAGCGCGCCGGGCGAGUCGUUCGUGUGGCUGUCGCGGCAACAGCUGUACGUGCUGGUGUACCUCGUGACCGUGAUGCACUCCGCGCAGGCCGGGUACAUGGACAAGGCGCACAAAUACACAGAGAAGGCGCUCGCGCAGAUCGACAAACUUACUGCGAGCGAUGACGGCGGCGGCACGUCGGUGGUGUCGGCGGUGACGGGCAGCGCGGGCGGCGGGUCGGCGGCGCGGUCGGGCGCGGCGCUGGCGUGGCGCCUGCGCAUGGCGCUGGUGGAGCACGCCGCGCUGUGCCGGCUCGUGGCGGGCGGCAAGGCGCAGGCGCUGCACGAGAUCGCACGCGCCGCGCAUCUGCUCGCGCGCGCGCCCACCACGGCGAGUGCGGCAGCGCACACACCACAGCUGCACUGUCUGCUGGGGCUGUACGCCAUGUCCAUGAACUGCAUGGAAGCGGCCGAGGCGCAGUUCCACACCGCGAUACACACGUCACAAGAAAGGGAUUUGUGGAUGUUCGCGAAAUUAAACUUGGCCAUUGUAUAUUUACGGGGGAGGAGAGAUAACGAUCUGGCGCAACUUAUGGAACAAGUGAGGCCCGAGGCGUUACCGGCGUACGCGCACGGGCUACGAGCGGCCUCAUAUUACGUUUUAGGGUUACAAGCAUUCUUCCAGGCGCGGUAUAACGAAGCCAAGAGGUACCUACGCGAAACCCUGAAGAUGGCGAACGCGGAAGACCUCAACAGGCUGACGUCGUGCUCGCUCGUGCUGCUCGGACACAUCUUCCUCUCCAUCAACAACUCGCGCGAGAGCAUGAACAUGGUCACGCCGGCCAUGCAGCUCGCCAGCAAGAUACCCGACGUGCAUGUGCAGCUUUGGGCGUCAGCUAUAUUGAAAGAUUUGUACAGACUAGCAGGCGACACUGAGCGUGAGACGGAAGCAUAUCAAAUGCACUGCAACUUCUCGCAGGCGUUGCUCAAGGACCACUUUCAGGCGACGCAGCUGCCGCAGCACGCGCUCGUGCAGUGGACGAGUGGCCCGCCGCCCAGCCUGCCGCCUCCGCCCAACGUCAGCCACGCCACAUAGUGAUGUCACGCGGUUGACUAGUGCCACAACACAAACAUGGGCCAUGUGAUAAUACAUAGCCACACUAUGUGACUGAAACUUGACAAUCAGUGGUCAUGUUGAGUGGUAUAGAUGAUGCCCCUUCAUCAACCACCAUAGUGAAAUAGUGAUGUGAUAAGACUAUUUUCCAUCUAAAGUGAAGUGACAUCUCUAACAUCAGCAACAAUGUACCAAUGAAUUAGUGAGCCAUCUAAAGGUCAAUUCAGUGAAGAGACACCUUAGAGGUGUAGUGUGGCUUUAAUUUACGGCUACAAAUUUGUGUACAAGUGCAAUUUUAUAAGAUGUUAAUGUCUCAUUGCCACCAGCAUAUACCAGAGAUGUUUUUCCAUGCACAUCCAAAGGCAGGACUGAUAAUCUUGUUUGGCAAUAUUAAUUAGUGAGAAUUAAUCGACAGAAGAGGAGUGUGAAUGUUGCUGACGGUAAUCUAUGAUGAGAUAUUGUGAUUGUGCCUCCACAAAGACGUAGGUUCGACAUUGUUUUGUAUUGCACAAUUUUGUUACAUGAUUGUAGAUAAAUUUGUGGUCUGCACACAAUUAUACAUCAGUUUCACGCAAAUGGGAUUGAUUUUAUGUUAUAAACCAUGUGCAUAACUGGAUGAUUAAAUUGUGUUCAAUAUUGGUAUUAAGGAACUGUGUAAUCAAAGGCCUAAUAGAUAACUAGAUAUUACUGCACGAAAAUUAUUUUCCAGAAUUAAUUUGUGAUGUCAAUGGUUUGAAUGUGAUUUAUUAUAGGUCAUUUUGUAUCAGUUUUGACUGACAUUUAAUGACAUUUCACUGGACCACAUAGGACACUGAAUCUAGGACAAAUAUUAAUAUGUUUUUGUUGAUAUAGAUAUGAUGGAAAUAAUCAUGCCAGCAGUGUCCUUUGGAGUAGACAAAUCAAAAAUGCAUUUAACACUAUUAUUUGUAUCAAAUGGUUCACAAAACUGCCAAAAUUUAUAAAGGUUUACCAUGAGAAAAAGCGCGGUUACAUGACUCGCCCCCAUGUAGAUGGAUAUGAAUCAAUACAUCUCCAUUUGUGCUGUCAAGUACACAGAAAUGUGACAAUAAUAAUAUCAUAUCAGACACAAUUGUCAAGAAUUCAUUUAUCAUUUGCACUAUGCACUAUUUGACUUUGCCGGUUUGAUGUUAAUCACAAGUCAAAAUAAACUUCAGAGCAGUAAAGUUAAAUUGCGCUAACGCAAGACCAUUACUAUAUUUAGGAACAUUUGUUGAUCUCAUUCACAUCACAUUUUGGAAUAAUUUUCGAACUUUGUACAUCUCAUAUUGCAGUAGAAUUACUGAAUAAAUUUAAUUUUAAAUUGGAUAUUGAUGGUCCGGCAAACCUAAUUCAUAAUUAGGCUCCAUUCAGAUUAGGCAUUCAAGAAGCUAAGGUUAAGUUCUAUGCACACAGACAAAGAAACUCUCCGAAUUUUAAAUUCCUAUAUAUGAAACAGGCUGUUUGAUCACUCCCAUGCCAAGCAAGCAGCAGGCAAAAAUUAUUUGUUAUAAUUAAUGAAUUCAUAUAGAGAUUUGUUAUCUAUCAUUGUUAUAUAGCCUUGCAUAUAGCAGCAAGUGUGUAAAAAUAUAUUACCAAGCCUUUAUAGUUGACAAUGUAAUUUGUAACAGUUUCAUGAUAACUGGUUAAUGUGCGGCAGUGAAUAUUGUGCUGUACAAUAUAAUAUUGCAACGAGUAACGCCAUUAGGUUGAAUGCCAAAGCUGAGUGCAUAAUAUGUCUGUACGAUAAACAGGGGACUUCGAGAUGAUUCUAAGAAACUAACGACUGAUAUAUAAAAUUAAAUUGUACAUAUGCUAUGUGAAAUUGAGAAAGAACAAAACUGUCUCAUAUUUAUUAUUUUGUAGUGUUUAUUUUCUCUUUAGUGAUUUGUUGGGAGAGCGAAUGUUGUUGACCAUGUGGUUAGUUAGCAUUUUGAGUAUUUAUCGUUCCGUCUUCGCAUUUCAAUGGACGUAUUUCGUUAGUUUGUCACAAUAGUUGUUACAGAGUUUCCAUGUUCAUAUUAUUUUUAUAUUUUAGUGUAGGCAUCGAAUGGUACCCUACGAGGUUGCGGUGAAAUCGUCCAUUGGAAUAAUGAUUUCCUUACAAUCUGGAAAUGAUAACUGUUGAUGUACCACAUAUUAAUUCCCUUUGGAACAGACAGAUGUGGCCUUAAGACAAGGAUUACAUUUGCUGUUGUUAAUAUGUACAUAAAAGUUGAAUUAUUGUAAAUAAUAAAAUUAUAAAAUAUAUGUUUUUGCAAUA